AUGGCGCCCGAUGCCGACCCCGCCAGUACAGCAGUUGCAGGCCAUGCUCGAGCCUUGGCCCCCAACCUUUCUAUUCGGUCAGCUUCGUCAAGCGUGCCCAAUGACCCAUGGACGACUUACAAGCCAAUAAUUAAGCGCUUGUAUAUCGAAGAGAACAAGCCCUUGAGAGAAGUGAUACACGCCAAAUCAUACAAACGCCGGCUCAAGGCCUGGGGUUUGACAAAGUACAUCAAACUGGGGGCCGGACAGGACGAGCUGGCCCUCCAGGAGACGUUCCCGGACAGCACUCAAGCACUGGCCACCCGCCAGCGGCACGGAUACGUGCGACUCGCCAACGGCCGCCUCGUAGAUGCAGACACCGUCGCGAUGCAUUUGCGGCGGAAGGCGAGGAGCAAAUACAGCCAGCGGAAUCCAAAAUUUCAAGCGUGUCCUCCGACCGUUGUCCGCGCGCCGGAGAGAUUCCGCGUCCUCGAAGGUGUAUACGCCAACGUGCGCGCAUAUAUGUUGGGGCGCUUUGACGAGACCAUCACCGUAUCCCAGGACGUCGACACUCUGCGCGCCUGGGAUCCGUACUCGGGGCGAUGGCUGCGGUUCAGUGCUGCUGUUCAGGCUGCCUGCAGAGACAAUAAGAUGAACGAUGCUAUAGCCUGGAUGCGCCACGCACCGGAGGAGUUAGGGCUGCUACUGAGGAACCAGCCCUCGAAUGUACUGAACCACUUCUUCCGGUUUCUAGCACAAAGCAUUCGGUUCAUCGACCCACGAGAGCCGGACGGUGCUCAGUUUCUGAAAGUUGUCAAGGCCCUCAUCAAGUUCGGUGUGGCGUAUUUGGCCCAGAACGCCGCUCGUCUUAACUUGUCUGUUGAACAUCCCUUGUAUCGGCUCUUCGACUCUCUCACAAGGGUGGACGACCAAGAAUUGCUUCAAGCUGCGUGGAAGUCGUGGAAGAUUGGCUGUCAAUCAUGGUAUGACAUGAUGGACGAUCCAGCCGCUUGGAGUGCCAACAUCGACUAUUUGAACAUUGCCUACCUGGGUGGAUGCAGCGUUAGCGAGCUGCCAUCGAAUAUGGGUGAUGUCCUGGACAAGACCGUGAAGAGAUAUGAGGCAGAAGACCUUCAUCAUGCAAAACGGUUUGGAUCGCUAUGGAACAAGGCAAUAUAUAACGAACUGAUGUCUGCGAAUUCUUCAAGGAAUUUGUGCCCGAAAGGUGCUCCCAUGACCACCGUCAUCUCUUUGGAUACGCACGAGGACCUGCAGCAGUACGUCGAGUCUAUGAAGGAGAACGUCCUUGCCAUAGAGCAAGAGCACGGACGUGUCCCUCAGUCUCAGACGUGCGUGCCGUUGGCCAAAGUGACGACCGUGCUGAGGAAUCACGAGAUUCUGGAAAUGCACAAGUCUAAGUCUGUGCUCAAGCAGAUCAUCGACGAGGCCAUGGCUCUUGAUCAGCCGCCUGCCAACUGCUAG
Molecule: messenger RNA, 1461 nt
Organism: Diaporthe amygdali
Lineage: Eukaryota; Fungi; Ascomycota; Sordariomycetes; Diaporthales; Diaporthaceae
Exons: 6
Coding region: 1-1461 (486 amino acids)
Source: RefSeq, a predicted model, not a curated record